Molecule: messenger RNA, 878 nt
Organism: Trypanosoma grayi
Lineage: Eukaryota; Euglenozoa; Kinetoplastea; Trypanosomatida; Trypanosomatidae
Exons: 1
Source: RefSeq, a predicted model, not a curated record
AUGGCGACGGUGCGCCGCGUUGUGUGGUUGUUGGCCGCCGCUCUGUGCUGCACGGCCUUGUGCGUGACUGGUGGUGUUGCUGCGGAGGGCAGUGCAGGUCUGGUGGAGGCUGCGGCCACCCUCAGGGCGCAGGCGGAUGAGGCGGAGUCGAAGGCGGCCGAUGCAAUGGCUGCGGCUGCGGCUGCGGUGAAGCUUGCUGAUGGCGUGGCGGCUGAGGUGAAGCGGGCAGUCGCGGAUGUCAACACGGCGUCGCAGGAGGCUCAGCGCGCGCAGCGCGAAGCCGACGCCGCCCGUAUGGACGCUGAUGCGAAGAAGAAGCUCGCGGAGGAUGCGCAGAAGACGUACGACGAGCUCGGUGUGGUCGUAAAGGGGGCGGAGGCAAACGUGACCGCAGCGGAGGAGGUGAAGAAAAAUGCUAUAACUGCGUGGUCACAGGCCAUUGACAAAAAGUCCAUCUCUGACGCUGCGCUGCUGAAGGAAUUGACGGAAGAAGGGAACAUAGAAACUUUGUUUACGACAGUUGCUGAAUCUGAGGACCUUGUUGCAACCAAGUUUGCUAAUGUUCUUGAGGCGCUUGCGAAUCUGAACACUGCGAAGGCCUCAGCAGCAGCUGCACAGAAGGCGGAGAAAGAGGCCAAGCAGCUGGCGGAGGCUGCGAAGAAGGAAGCCACGGAGUCGAAGGUGAAGGCUGACAACAAAGCGAAGGAGGCUGCCGAUGCCGUGGAGCGAGCUGAGGCGGCACGGACUGCGGCUGUGCGGGCGGUUACGAAGAUGAGCACGGCGACGGAGGCCGCCCACAGCGCGCAGGAGAAAGCGCAGGAUGCGGUGAGGGAGGCGGCGUCGGCUGCGGCACGUGCUGAGGAGGCAAGGAGACAGAG